Molecule: messenger RNA, 1092 nt
Organism: Blumeria graminis f. sp. triticale
Lineage: Eukaryota; Fungi; Ascomycota; Leotiomycetes; Helotiales; Erysiphaceae
Source: the annotation of a GenBank genome assembly
AUGGAAUCAACACAUUCAAUAAAUUCUUUUCCUAACAACCCUCAAGAGUUUGAUUCAGAUGAGAGGAUAUCCUUCUCCAAGCUAGACAAAAAAUUUAUUCUAGUUCAAGACGAUGGAACUGAGUAUGAAUUCGACGAAUCUCUCAAAAAAUGGAGACCGACGGUAGAUGAAGCACUUCUUGAAGCGCAACAAGCAGCCUAUCGGGUAGCUGGUGUGGACGAAAAUGAACCAGUCGAUAUAAAAUUAAAGAAACGCAAGACCGAGUACGUUAAUGGUGAGGGGGAAGGUGGACGCGCGUCAAAAAUCUCAAAAACAAGCAGAGCUCCUCUUCCGCCUCGGCCGAACACAGCCGUCUACGUGACAGGACUUCCAAGCGACGCAACGAUAGAAGAAGUGCAUGCAUUGUUUUCAAGGAAAUGCGGCGUUAUCGCCGAAGAAAUUGAUAGUGGGAAGCCUCGCAUCAAGCUCUACACUGAUGAGAAUGGAAUAUUCAAGGGUGACGCGCUUGUUGUAUUCUUCAAAGCUCCUUCAGUUGACAUGGCCAUCAUGCUUCUAGACGAUACUGAGUUCCGACUCGGAGAAAAGUCAGGAACGAAAAUUAAGGUACAGGCUGCUGACUCUAGCUACAAGAAAGUGCAGCCUAGUGCAGAAGGUGUAGCAAAAGACAAAAUAAACAACAAAGAAAAGCAGAAAAUUAUCAAAAAAACACAGAGGCUUGAUGCGCGCCUUGCGGAUUGGAGUGAUGAGGAAUCAUCGGCAUUUCCAGAAGUUGGGUCAAAACGAGACAAAGUCGUCAUACUUAAACACAUGUUUACUCUUGAUGAGCUAGCCGAAGAUUCUGCUGUUAUUCUCGAUAUCAAAGAAGAUAUUCGCGAAGAGUGUAGCAAGCUUGGUGAAGUGACAAACGUCGUGCUCUUCGACCUCGAGAAAGACGGUGUAGCUAGCGUUCGCUUCUCCAGUACAGAAGCUGCAGAAGCCUGCGUUAAUCUCAUGAAUGGAAGAAGUUUUGCUGGCCAGAAAGUUAUCGCCUAUCUCUCGGACGGAAAGGAACAGUUUCAAAAAUCGAAGAAAAAACAUGGGAAUGAUGAGUAA